GGAAAUAUUAGGGUUUAUAUCGAUCAUCAGAUUGGGCGUACGAAGCUGGAUACAUAAUUCCUACGACGCGAAAAUGGAGGAGACAUCAGGGACAGGGCCAUCAAGAAGCAGAAAACGGCAAAGAGAGGAAGAAGAGACCACCGCACCUGAAAGCCAAGACGCCGAUCAUUCGACUUCACUCGAAGAUAAUUUUACGUUCAGCGAUACUCUGGUGGCUCUUCGCAUAAUGCGUGCCCAGUUUCCUCAGAUUGAUAAGGUUUCAAUUCAACCUUUUAUUUUGCGAUCACAAUUGUACAGCAGUGUAAAGGACAGGACACAAGUGGACAGGGAAUUAGAGUCUUUGAGAAGGGAAGGAGUUUUGCGCAUUUUUAAAUUAAACACAGGACAAGAUGAUCAUGCCAUAAUGUUUGUUGAUGACUACUUGAUCCAGAUUGAACGUGCUGUGAAAAGAAUGGAAGCAAAGAAGCAACCUGAUCUUGCAGUUUUCAAAUGGUUUAAAAAUCAUGUCAUCAGCUCUAAGCUAGAUACCAGUAUUGGACACCUAGAGCUUUGUUCAAUGUUAUCAUUAGGGGGAACGGUGAAAGACGAGCACAUCUCUCUCUUGAUUAAUUCUGGUCUUCUGACUCGCCAACUUAUUGAUUCAAACAUGUACUGGUUCGCUCUUCCAAAUAUUGGUUUGAUACUCAAGGGUCUCUCACAGGGAAGAAAGGAGCUUCUGUCAUUUCUCAGCCGCAGAAAAUAUAAGGAGAUGAUGUUGGCUACUUUGGAAAAGAAGCGCCUAAGACUUUCUUCAUUGGAUAUGAGAUUUCAUCUCCGUGAUCUGAUUGGUUCAGGUCACCUCAGAACAGCCCAGACACCAAGUGGCUUAGUCGUUCGGGUUGCAAAGGAUUAGCUCAGGUGUCUGUGGGCUGUGUGAUGAGGCAUGUUUCCAUUGAACUCAAGGGGGAAGAUGAACAUGUAACACGGGUUUGGCAAUUCUCGGCUGAAGCCUCGCAGACCACAGUGAAGCUAUACUUCGCAGUUUUGAAAAUUGACCGACUCAGUCUUUUUCAUGUGAUUAUUGUUGCACAUACAGAGAUGUGAUGAAAUUAGUUUACUUGGUAUAUGAUUUCUAUUUGUUCUUGUUACUCUGUUUAAAACAAUUGAAGAAAGGUUGUAAUAGUGACAGCUACAUCAAUUGAAUCCAAAUCUUCCUUCAAAGGAUCUGUAAAUUACAUCAAUGAUAAAAG
Messenger RNA from Ilex paraguariensis (yerba mate), 1229 nucleotides. Lineage: Eukaryota; Viridiplantae; Streptophyta; Magnoliopsida; Aquifoliales; Aquifoliaceae. The record is from the annotation of a GenBank genome assembly.